Rana temporaria (common frog) is the source of this 1377-nucleotide messenger RNA. RefSeq names its product SH3 and multiple ankyrin repeat domains protein 1-like. The coding region runs from base 66 to 1064 and encodes 332 amino acids. Gene Ontology annotation, molecular function: ionotropic glutamate receptor binding; synaptic receptor adaptor activity. The record is from RefSeq and is a predicted model, not a curated record. Lineage: Eukaryota; Metazoa; Chordata; Amphibia; Anura; Ranidae. The transcript is spliced from 8 exons. Gene Ontology annotation, cellular component: postsynaptic density; dendritic spine; postsynaptic membrane.
UGGAUCUGGGUGGUUCUCCAAAUUACAAGGAUCGGCGAGGUCUGACUCCCCUCUACCACACUGCCAUGGUAGGAGGGGAUCCAAGGUGUUGCGAGUUACUGCUGUACAACCGUGCAUACAUUGGCACCUUGGAUGAAAAUGGCUGGCAAGAAAUCCAUCAGGCCUGUCAGCAUGGCCACUCACAGCACCUAGAGCAUCUCCUUUUCUACGGCGCUGAUCCCGCUUCUCAAAAUGCUUCAGGGAAUACAGCCCUCCAUAUCUGUGCCCUGUACAAUAAGGAAAGUUGUGCUCGAGUUUUGCUGUAUCGUGGAUCAAGCAAAGACAUCAAGAAUCACGGUGGGCAGACCCCAUUCCAGGUAGCCGUCAUUUCAGGAAAUUUUGAAUUGGGGGAGUUAAUUAAGAGCCACAGGGACACUGAUGUUGUACCCUUUCAAGAAUCUCCUUCCUAUGCCGUCCAUCGCAGAGAAAGUGGAAAAGCUCUCUCCGUUCCCCAUGUUCUUCUACGUGCCAAUAGUGACAAUAGCCUCUCACUGCCUGACUGGAUGGUCUUCUCUGCAUCCACUGCCAACACUGUUACUCUGCAGGGACAAAAAUCCUCAGGGGGAACUCUACGAAGCGCCAGUAGUCCACGAGGGGCUCGAAGUCGAUCACCUUCAAGAGGACGCCACACGGAAGAGUCGAAGAAACAGCCACGUGGACGCCCCAGUUCCAGUGGUUCUACUAAAGAGCCCCCUGCUGGUGGGACUGUGAAUCACCGCAUGAAAAAGAAGCUCUAUUCAGCUGUGCCAGGACGAACAUUUGUGGUCAUAAAGCCGUACCAGGCCCAGGGGGAAGGAGAAAUAUCUCUCAGCAAAGGAGAAAAAGUCAAAGUUCUCAGUGUGGGAGAAGGAGGAUUCUGGGAAGGAAGUGCCAGAGGUCGCAAUGGUUGGUUCCCUUCAGACUGCGUGGAGGAAAUUCCCACAAAACCCCAGGAAGGAAAACAAGAGAGCCGGAGUGACAAAGCCAAGCGCUUGUUUAGACACUACACGGUUGGAUCCUAUGACAGCUUUGAUGCUCCUAGGUAAGAGAUUCCCGCUCUUUCUUUAUGCUGGGUUCCAUCUGUCUACAGACAUCGUAGCAGUGUGCUGCGUCUUCAAGGACAUUUGCAGGUGUGAUUAUGGCAUGGACUGGCAUGGACUGGUGCCAGGCACUUCACGGUGGUCAGUGGAAAACGAGAGGAACGUGCAAAAACAGAACUUGUGGGAAUAUGAUUUCUUUCCUCUCAAAUUAAAUGGGUUCUAUGUUAAAAUGAAGACUUAAAGCUAUUGUGAUAGACUUGUUGAGAUAGACAAAUAAGAGUAAUAGUAGGGUUUUAGGGCCAGAUUCACGUAGCCCGGG